UCUUCCCGCUUGGAUUCGCGGAGGUCGGGGGGACCUCUUUGACUUUGGGCGUACAUAAGUAGAUCCCGCGUUUGUCGAACGAUGUCGACCGGAGUUCGCGGCUUCGACUUAAAAAGCCCCUUCAUCUUACCGGAAGAGGAUCCGUCGUUAGAAGCGGCAGCGGAGUUGGCGGAGGGAUCAGGUACAGGUAGCGCAGCGGCAGGGGGCGAGAGCCUUAGUGAGGCUGGUGCGGCUCUGCGCGCCGCACCACCUGGUUUGGACAAACAGAUUCCUAUCCUUCCUCUCCUAAAUCUGCCUCCUGUUAGGGUUUUCAGCCUUCCCUUCCUCCUCUACUCCGUCUCUUCGUCGGUUGCUCUACGGCAGCAGUCGGUCGUUACUGCCGCUGUUUUAUCUCAUCUACUUCUUUACUCUUCCCUGCACAAUUUACCUGGCUUUUUCAGUAACAGUGAUACUACUUCCUUUUUAACUUUUGAAAAUGUCUUUCUAGUAGAGGGUGCACUUUUUUUUAAGGCAAAAUCAUAAGUUAAGUCUCUGAACUAAUUUCAGAAUCGCUAUUAAGCCCUCAGACUUUAAUUGAUGCAUAUAAACCCUUGAACUCUACAAUAGAAGCAAUUUAGCCCUUACUAGUACAGUAACUUAACUGCAGUUAACUGUUGUUAACUGCCAUUUGGGGACUGCCUUGUGUGGCCAAAUAUAGUCAUCUCAUGCCU
Molecule: messenger RNA, 710 nt
Organism: Rubroshorea leprosula
Lineage: Eukaryota; Viridiplantae; Streptophyta; Magnoliopsida; Malvales; Dipterocarpaceae
Source: the annotation of a GenBank genome assembly